GCAGUGUUAAAGUUGUAGUCCAUUAAGUAGUCUAUCGCCGACGGAAUGAUAGGUUAGAUUGGACAGAGUAAAAUACAUUUCCCAUAAGACUACGGGAACUUAGACCAGCGUAUCCAUGACAGCCGUGUACUGUUGUUGCGCCAGUAAAGGGGGGAGCCCCGUCAAUACAGCGGUCACCACCAGCUCAUAUGCACCAGCUUUGGUACACAUUCGUGAGUAAGUGCAAAAUGUGAACCCUCAGAAUCUUCAAGAGAUCUUUACCAGGCGCCAGUCAACCGGUAAAGAAAAAGGUCGCGUGCCCACUACUUUAUGGUUUUUUUUUGUACUCGAAUUUGUGGCUGAGUAUAUUGUAGUAGCCCCCGACGUACAUUGGCUAGCAAAGAACACCAAUCAAGAACCGAACUGCUGAUGUUCUGCACCGACUGCUGAGAUACGCAUCGACCAGGUCUGACAUGUAUGAGCCAAGUUUCACCUGUCCUCCACGGGUCCACACUGUGGUCACGGAAUUAAAAGAUCCUGGCUUCUGAAUAUACAUGAGACACCUGGGAGGAUGAUUUCGCGAUACAGUAGAAGACCAGUAUCGCAUAAACUUGAGAUACGUGGUUUGUCUCGGAGCAGCCUUGACCACCACCCUCUUCCUGAGGAGGCAGAUGAUGACCAUUCUACCCCACGCUACCUCCAGGACCUCCAGGAAGGGGGUUCUACUCACAACAGCUCCGAGACAUCUGCUACAUCAGUGCACUCAGACUGUUCGACUAUUAUCACGGUGGAUUUUAAUCAGUCCUGGUCUGGUCUUCAGAGUUCAACAGGAACUGGCAUCUCCACUGAGAGGAGCUCUGUUUUCUCCUGGGGCUAUGAUGAAUUUGACAAGGCUGCAUCACGGCAGGUGCAGCAAAUGUUUGAGGAGAUCGACAAAGAGCUUUAUGAGGGUAGAGGCAGCGGGGGAGGGAUUCUGCCAGGUCUGCAGGAUGAAUGUCAACAAUGGGCUUCACGAUUCCCACAUCUUCGAAUCAUUGGCACUCAGUUGGUGUGUCCCACUGAUGAAGGCUUCCAGUGGUAUUCUACUUCAGGAAAAAGCAGUUCAUCUAGCAGCCUGUCAGCAGUCAAAGAGCGCAGUGUCAAAUCCCCACAGAGUGACCACAGCAACACAGAGCUGAAUGUUCAAGGUAAAAAGGCAGUGCUGCGAAAACCCUCCUCAUCAGAACUGGAGGAACUUCCAACGGCCUCUAGUGGAUCCAGUAAUCAUGACAAAUCCAAAGUGAUAGAAGUGGAGGGUGUCAUGGAGGAAUACCUGGCAUUUGAUAGUCAGGAGGUGGAUGGUGAAAGAGAGCCUGAUAGUUCAGAUUCUGGGCGCAGGUAUCACUGCCUCCCACCUGUCUCCCCAUACCGCUGUCGGCGUCAGGCUGUUCUGGACCUGCUGUUUGAUGAUGUGUGGCGGCAGCUGGUUGGGUGGACAAAAGAGCUUGUUCAGCGACACUGGGAAGGAUGUACUUUGUUAGACGAAGAGAAGCUUUGUGGAAACUUAAGCCCUGUUCCUCAAAAAUCAAACCAUCCGUUCAUGCUGCUCUCUACACUGCCUACCACACUUCCCAAAUUAGGUCUGGGCAGGGUGCCUCCACUUGCAGGCUUACCAAUACAGAACUCUAAGUCAAGGGGCUCAAAGCACAAGUCCAGACGGAAAACCAAAAAGCAGAAAAGGCCUUCCAGUACUGCAAGAGCCCCUGUUGGAGCAGCAGCGCAGCACAACCUGAAUGACCUCAUUGUCAUCCAAAGCAUACCUCUUCAGCAGCGAAAUCUGACUGCACUGGAUCGAAGCCAAGACCCAGAUGAGAGGCUGUACCCAAGGCCAGGGUCCAGUGUUGUUCCCUCAAACAAAACUCGUCCUCGGCGGAUGCUGGAGCAGAGCUCCUCUUCAUUAUCUCGCCCAGCACAGUCAGCCCGGCGCAGAAACCCUCCUCCCCGCACGCUCCUGCCCCUGGUCCCUUCUCUAAGUCAGUCUACUGCAGGCUCUAUGGAUGAGAUCAUCCGUGGGACACGCUUGCCCACAGCAAACACAUCUCCACUGCUACCUCUGAGCAGAAACACCCUUCUUCCUCCCAUUGGUACCGGAGAUCAAGAGACAUCCCAUGCACUGCAAAACUCUAAACCUGCACAGCGUCAGAAAGGACCCUCCAGCCGUGCUCACAGUGCUGUAAAUGAAGAUGUUGGCAGCUCCAUACCCAGAGAUCGUCACCACCUCCUUGAUGCCUUCUCUCGCCCUAACACCACCCACACAUACAGGUCAGACACUCCUUAUCGCCGCUCCUUUACUAUAUUAGAUAACAUCAGUCAGGGGAGGCAAGGAAGGGCCUCUGUGGCAGCAGAUGCUCUAGGUAUUGGUGUGACUGGUGUUAGUCUUGGCAUCAGCAGCUCUUCUUUUUUGGACUCAUUUUCCCACCAUCCACUGGGCCACUCGCCAAUCAAAGAUGAAGAUGAACCAGAUUCACAUGGUGCGGUCUCAGCUCCACUGAUGCCUCUGUCCAUUCCACGACCAUAUACGCGAGGAGGGAUUUCAUCCAGAGCUGGAAGACCUGGUUUAUAACUCCUAUACUACCUGAACAUCAGCCAUUUACAACAUGCAGCAGUGCUACUACAUCAAUAGUGCCCUCUAAGCAUUUACUUUGUGAAACUAGCUGAUGUUUUCAAUCUAUGCUGAAAAUCACAUACAUUUAGAGCCAUAAAAAUGUUAAACAGGAAACAACAGCUGCCAAAAACCUUCAAAAAAGCUAAUUCAAUUACAAUAUGAGCUUCUAUGAGAUCAAUUGCGACAUGUUUAAAAUGUAAAUGUAAUGUGUAUAUAUGUCAGUAUAUAAACUAUUGUUUAGUUGAUUGUACAGUUUUAAUAACUAUGCAGGGAAUGACACAUCCACUUACAGGGAUAGAGAAGCACUUUUUAAAGCUCAGUUUAGUACUGUAAUUUUAUACACAUUUUACAAAACGACUGCUUUCUUUUGCACAAAUGGACAAGAUAAUAUGCGAUGCCACACCUGUGAUGCUGUUUCUGGUUGCCUUUUCUUACAUUUUUUUUUCUCAACAUCAGGGUCUAAUGUUAAAAAAAAAAACACUGAAAAGUCACAAUCAUUAAAAGUGAUUUAAUAUGGAGUGGAUGGUAUUUGUGUGUUUUGAACCAGGACAGUAUUGCUGGGCUUGUGACAAAGAUACAAAACUACAUUUUGUUUUGUUUUAAAUAAAAGCCACCUUGAACUGAAAUAA
Messenger RNA from Boleophthalmus pectinirostris (great blue-spotted mudskipper), 3252 nucleotides. It is a transcript of the gene fam149b1, whose product is annotated as family with sequence similarity 149 member B1. Gene Ontology annotation, biological process: cilium assembly; protein localization to cilium. Lineage: Eukaryota; Metazoa; Chordata; Actinopteri; Gobiiformes; Gobiidae. Bases 551 to 2581 code for a protein of 676 amino acids. The record is from RefSeq and is a predicted model, not a curated record. The transcript has 16 exons.